Messenger RNA from Vigna radiata var. radiata (mung bean), 610 nucleotides. RefSeq names its product stress-response A/B barrel domain-containing protein At5g22580. Lineage: Eukaryota; Viridiplantae; Streptophyta; Magnoliopsida; Fabales; Fabaceae. The transcript is spliced from 2 exons. Bases 43 to 411 code for a protein of 122 amino acids. The record is from RefSeq and is a predicted model, not a curated record.
AAAAUAGUUUAUGCCUGCAUGAUGUAGGUUUUCUGCAUAUAUAUGUGGCUCCUAGGAGCUAUACUUUUGGUUCAUAAGACUUGUGUUACAGCUAUGGGAUCUUUUAAUCACUAUGUGAUUGUUAAGUUCAAGGAUGGUGUGGAAGUUGAAGAGCUCAUUCAAGGGUUGGAGAAGAUGGUAUCAGGAAUUGAUCAAGUCAAAUCCUUUGAAUGGGGAAAGGACAUAGAAAGCCAUGAAAUGCUAAGACAAGGUUUCACUCAUGUUUUCUUGAUGGCAUUCAAUGGAAAAGAGGAGUUCAAUGCAUUUCAGACUCAUCCAAAUCAUGUUGAGUUCUCAGGAGUGUUUUCACCAGCUAUUGAGAAGAUUGUGGUGCUGGAUUUUCCAUCUAAGCUUGUCAAAGCACCAGCAUGAUUAUUCAACCUUCCAUCUUUAAACUGCAUCUGUUAUGGUUCUUCCUAGUAUUCCUACAUGUUCUUCUGCAAUUUCAACUUCAUAAUAAGCUCUCUUUUUUUUCCCAUUAAUCAAAGUUCUAGCAGUUCAAUUGGUUAAUACUAUGAAAAUGUUUCAUGUGGAAAACAUCAAGAUCUAAUAUGUCAACACAUUUUAUAGC